AGGAAGGGAGGAUUGAUCCGCGUCUGUUAAAAUCUUGUUCUGGUUUUCUUAGAGUGAGGUCUGUGCCUGCCGACGUGCCUCUCCCGUGCAGCCCCCUCAACAAGAGCUGUUCAUGCUAAGAGUCUGGCGUUUUUUGUUUUUUUUUUAAAAAGAGAGAAACAUCUGCACAAUAGCAGGAAAGUGGAUAAAACCACACAGCUGGCCUCGUUUUUUCUUCCCGUUUUGUCUUUUCUGAAAUGUGACUGAAAGAGAGGGGCAGCAAAAGAAGGAGACGAAGAAGAAGAGAGUAGCUGUAGGUUUUGGACUGCGAGUGGAACUGUCAGUGUGAUUUUGGGUAACCGUUUGCAGUGUUCAACUUUUUUAUUCCUCCGCUAACCUGGCGAGCUCGACCCCUCUCUUCUUGCAACGCGGAGCUGUUUUUUCUCUCUUUCGAAGCGGGGAGACUUUCGUGCUUUCCCCCUGGCGCUUCAUAGGAACAGCUUUAACUUUCUAGGUUUAAAAAAAUAAAUACAACGAUCGGAUUGCAUUUUCCCCCUUCAAACAUUUUGGAGGUGAUGUCAUCGAGCUGUGUUUUGGCUGGUAUUGUAUCGAGGAGGCGCAGGGAGAAGUGUUGCAGCCAGGCGGCAAUCAGCGGCUGAGGGCGGCGGGCAAGUCCGGAAAAUCAGGUGCAAAGUGCGGCUGUCAUUUCCUCCCCGAGUCCGCCACCCAGUCGCAGCUGCUCCCAUACCGCCUCAGCUACCCCCUCCCUCGUCACGUCCCUUCAGCAGACUACUCUGAGCUGGACCGCUGCAGGACCUCAAAGACAUUUGUGACGGACACGGUGGUGUCACCGAAGCGUCAGACAAGCGGAGGCAUCGCGGGUGAGCCGACAUGACCGAAGGUACUUUGCAUCACCCUGCGCCCGCAGAGCCUCCCUCUCCCACCUGCUGUGUGCGCGAGCAUCAUUCUCACGUAGACAAGAACCUCCAACAGUUACUGGACCUACUAAGCCGGGACUGAAGCUCAUUUGCCGCUGUCAUCUCGGUGCGAACCCAACACCUCCUGCGUGCGUAGUGCACAUUCCCACUUACGCACCAGACGGUUGGAUUACGCGUGCCAUUACGCGCGCGUUGCAUCGUUCCACGGGGUUGCUGAGGGUGACCAGUAUUUUGGGAGUUUGACAAUCUGUAAGUAGAACACGUGAUUUCACCUGCUUCGUCCUUUGUCGGGGGCGCGCACCAUCUGAGGCUCACCAUUUUGCGCCCCCGCCCACUAGCCCCCGGCGUGGACAGCUGUUCGAGGUUGCCCUGCGGUCACAGUGGCCCGGCUACUGCGGCCUCAAACACCAGUUUACCCACGGCCGCUUAUUUAUUCUCCACGCUGUGGGAACUGGGCCACGCCGUCGCCGAUGCCAACUGGAUCGGCCGCUCACUCUUUGACUCUGCCUAACAUCCACCGGAUUUCAACCGCAGAGGCAAACUCUCCGGACUGUCGGACUGGCUCAGGCCGAGCGAGGAGACUGACUCUGGGCCAAGUUCCAUAGUGGAGGGGGGAAGCGAUGUGGUCCCUUCUUUCCACGCUGACCGUCUUAUGUAUCCAGAUGUUGCUGGUGAUGUGCAAUCCAUUACAGGUACUCGGUGUGGAUGGGGUCAACUUCAGUGUGCAUGUGGAGAACCAGACACAGGUGCGAGACACCAUGAGUCGACGACACCACCGGGUUUACCAACUCUACAGUCGCACCAGCGGCAAACAUGUCCAAGUGCUGGGACGCCGAAUCAGUGCCCGGGGAGAAGAUGGAGACAAAUAUGCCCAGCUCGUAGUGGAGGCAGACACCUUUGGUAGCCAGGUGAGAAUCCGGGGCAAAGAAACCAACUUCUACUUGUGCAUGAACCGCCGGGGCAAGCUGGUAGGAAAGAAGGCCAGUAACAGAAGCGCCGACUGUGUUUUUGUGGAAAAGGUUCUGGAAAACCACUAUACAGCUCUGAUGUCCGCACGCUACACGGGCUGGUAUGUGGGCUUCACAAAAAGAGGGCGCCCUCGCCGCGGGCCCCACACGCUCCCCAACCAGCAGGAUGUACACUUCAUGAAGCGUUUCCCGCCUGGGGAGCAACCUGACCUCACCACACCAUUUCGCUUCACCACCAUCAGCAAGAGAGGCAAAAGGGUGCGUGCUACUGGACCUCGCUAACGGCGGCAAACGCCCGAACUCAAGUUGCCUGAAAGCCUUGACCUGAGCCUGCCAAUGGCUGAACCAGUCAACCAAAAACCAUUCGCAUUCCACUGAACAACUCGCUUUGUUGGGCCAAACAUUGACUAGAAAACUUGAUGAAUCAUUCAUGGGGUUUCUCUUUAAACCAACCUUUUUGCCACUACAGCCCCGUAGUUGCAGAGCAUUUCUUUUUUUUCCCCUUCCUGGGACCAACUGGACCCUUGGUGGUCCAUCACUGGAAGCGAUAUGGACCUGGUCUGCUUCCCUUCACAGACCAGAACUAUUGACAGAAUACCUGAAGGGCGGCCAAAAGAGUCCAAGGCUCACGACUCCACAAAGGCCUUCAUUCCACAACCACAAAAAACACAUGGCCUUUUAACAUCUCCUGCUGUGGACCAGCUGGACAAUAUCAAGAAUGGAAUUGCAACUGGCCCAUACAGAGAGAGGACAAGGGUGAAAAGGGGUGAGUGGGUGCUCAGUCUAGAGGGAAAAGACUGCAACGUGGACAAAGGGAUAGAAUGAUCUGCACAGAUCAAGGACCAAUCAUGGACUCCUGACAUGUGACACACUUGUUCCUCUCAGCGUUAGAUCGGUGGGAACCUGUGAGAGUUAUUGAUGAAUGAAUGGAUCAGUGAGGGAACGGGGCGACGGACUAACUUAACACAUGCAUGUCUGUAAGAGCAAAAACGAAGAAAUGAACGCGUGUUUAGUGCGUGUGUUUGUGCAAGCGCAUCAACAACAAGCAUGAGGGAAGCGAGAUCACGAGGGACUUUGGAGACUCCGACGUCAGGGAGCAACUGGAAUGUAUAGAACAAAUGUACCAAAAAAAAAAAAACAAUCAGCCAUUAACAGAACACCAAACCAGUGAGCAACCAAAGACACCUGAGGGCCUUCUUCAGGACUCCUCCCUUUUACCAUGACCCACAGAGGACACAGCACCCUCUGCUUGGAAGUGCACGGGGCCGAUGAUGAGCACAGAGGAGGAGCACACGAGGGAAGGUGCCUUCUCUAUAAGCAUUACUAUAGAAACGACCCCCAGGGGAUGAUGCUCCUGUGCGAUACCGUGGACACAGAAUGCUGCUACCAGGACAUUCAAUGCAACAAACCAAAGUCUCAUGCGUACGCCCAUGAGAACAAAUUAUUAAAGGGAACAAUUUAUUGAAAGCUAUAUAUAAAACAGAAACACUAAAUAAGCAAUCCUACUAUGAUGGCAAGUAUAAUUAUUAUGAUAAAAUUAUUUCAUUUAUUUAUUUCAGCUAUGUGUGCAGCAGUCUUUCUUGACUCAGUAAACCUUACAGAACCUUUC
Molecule: messenger RNA, 3494 nt
Organism: Hippocampus comes (tiger tail seahorse)
Lineage: Eukaryota; Metazoa; Chordata; Actinopteri; Syngnathiformes; Syngnathidae
Gene: fgf18a
Product: fibroblast growth factor 18a
Exons: 5
Coding region: 1538-2167 (209 amino acids)
Molecular function (GO): growth factor activity
Source: RefSeq, a predicted model, not a curated record